Molecule: messenger RNA, 1652 nt
Organism: Manihot esculenta (cassava)
Lineage: Eukaryota; Viridiplantae; Streptophyta; Magnoliopsida; Malpighiales; Euphorbiaceae
Product: multiple organellar RNA editing factor 8, chloroplastic/mitochondrial
Exons: 4
Coding region: 110-1438 (442 amino acids)
Biological process (GO): cytidine to uridine editing; mitochondrial mRNA modification
Cellular component (GO): mitochondrion
Source: RefSeq, a predicted model, not a curated record
GCAAUUUUAUUUUGGAUUUCCUCGCUCAAAACCCUAUUUCUCCCUCUCCUGCAUAAAACCCCUAAAAACCACCGACUUCCUCCUAGGGUUUCUCUCAGAGAAAAGGAAAAUGGCUACUCACCUCUUCACUCGCUCUCUACUCUGCAGGUCGACCUCCGCCAACAAAGCCCUAAUCCUUUCUCUUCUAUCUCGCUCCUUCUCUUCCCUUCCGACACCUUCUCCUGCCUCUCGCUCUUUCUCUCUCCUCCGUUGUCUCCGCCCCCUCUCCGCUGCUGCCAGCUUUUCCUCCUCUAAUCUUUGUCAUGCUCUCACGACUCGGUCCUUCGCGACCCGGACUACGACGUCCUCGAUUAAUGAUCCGAGUCCUAACUGGUCUAAUAGACCUCCCAAAGAGACCAUCUUGUUGGAUGGAUGCGAUUUUGAACAUUGGCUUGUGGUUUUGGAGAAACCAGAUGACAACCUUACUAGGGAUGAAAUCAUUGAUAGUUAUAUCAAAACACUAGCUAUGGUUGUGGGCAGUGAGGAAGAAGCAAGGAAGAAGAUCUACUCGGUUUCAACUAGAUGCUACUUUGCUUUUGGAGCUCUUGUGUCUGAAGAGCUUUCUUAUAAGAUUAAAGAAUUGCCCAGGGUUCGUUGGGUUCUUCCAGAUUCAUACUUGGAUGUUAAGAACAAAGAUUAUGGAGGGGAGCCAUUUAUUGAUGGCAAAGCUGUUCCUUAUGAUCCAAAGUACCAUGAAGAAUGGAUAAGGAAUAAUGCAAGGGCAAAUGAGAGAAAUAGGCGCAACGAUAGGCCUCGUAAUUUUGACAGGUCAAGAAACUUUGAGAGGAGGAGGGAAAACAUGCAGAACCGAGAUUUCCAGAACACAAGGGCAGCUCCAAUGGAUAAUCAGGGCAUGCAGAACCCUGCAUCCAACAUGGCUGGAAUGCCACAGAACAGUGCGAGUGGACCAGGAGGUCCACCCCCACCACCGCAUAACAACUACAUGGGCGGGUCACCCCCACCGCCACAAAACAACUACAUGGGCGGGUCACCCCCACCGCCUCAAAACAACUACAUGGGCAGGCCACCUCCACCCCCACCAAACAAUUACAUGGGUGGGCCACCACCACCACCGCCACCAAGCAACUACAUGGGUGGACCACCACCACCGCCCCCAAACAACUACAUGGGUGGGCCGCCACCACCACCACCUCUUAACAACUAUAUGGGACCGCAGAACACAGGAGGAAUUCCUCAGAACAACUAUGGAAACUCCUCACCCAACAAUGUGGGAGGAAUGCCGCAAAGUCCGGGAUGGUCUAGUAACAUGCAGCAGAACUUCCAGGAUGGCCGCAGUGAUGGAGGCAUGCAUCACCAAGGUACACCAUCAAACUACCAGAAUAACUACUCUCCAAAUAGGGAUGGAAGCUUUCCUGGUGGAAACCCCUACAAUGCUUGAAUGAUCUUUGGAAGACAUUAGGCAUGUGGUGUAGAUAUGCAAUGAGGAAUUAAUUUUUCUUUUCGGAAAUCUUUCAACCUAAUGGUCUUAAUAUAUUCAGUUGUCUUAACGAUGUAGUGAUAAUUAGUUAUCGUUUGCUUUAUCUUGUGUUGGAUGAUGAAUUAAACAUCGUACGAUUUUAAGAAUAGAAUUGAACCUGUUUUCUCCAUUGCAA